This is a messenger RNA of Sphenostylis stenocarpa, 699 nucleotides long. Lineage: Eukaryota; Viridiplantae; Streptophyta; Magnoliopsida; Fabales; Fabaceae. The record is from the annotation of a GenBank genome assembly.
AUGAGAGAGAUGGGAAGAGAAAGAGAGGCAACAAAAGUAGCUUACACAGUUGAGCAGCUUGUAGCUUUCAAUCGAUACAAUCCCGAUAUUCUUCCAGAUCUCGAAAACUAUGUCAACGACCAGGUUUCAUCGCAAACAUACAGCCUAGACGCCAAUCUCUGCCUUCUUCGCCUCUAUCAGUUUGAACCGGAGAAAAUGAGUUCCCAGAUUGUGGCUCGCAUAUUGGUUAAGGCGCUUAUGGCAAUGCCGGCUCCAGAUUUCAGUCUCUGUCUCUUUUUAAUUCCAGAACGUGUGCAAAUGGAGGAGCAGUUCAAGACUUUGAUUGUUCUGUCUCAUUAUUUGGAGACAGGAAGAUUUCGGCAGUUCUGGGAUGAAGCAGCAAAAAGUCGUCAUAUAGUUGAAGCUGUGCCAGGGUUUGAGCAGGCAAUCCAAGGAUAUGCAGUCCAUGUCCUUUCCUUGACAUACCAGAAUAUUCCUAGAACUGUCCUUGCUGAGGCUAUUAACAUCGAAGGUUUAUCAUUGGACAAAUUCCUUGAGCAUCAAGUGGCCAACAGUGGUUGGGUUAUUGAGAAAAGCCAAGGAAGAGGUCAACUCAUUGUCCUUCCUAGAAAUGAAUUCAAUGACCCAGCUUUGAAGAAAAAUGCUGCAGACAGUGUACCAUUGGAGCACAUUACCCGCAUCUUCCCUAUUCUUAGUUGA